Molecule: messenger RNA, 911 nt
Organism: Ceratotherium simum simum (southern white rhinoceros)
Lineage: Eukaryota; Metazoa; Chordata; Mammalia; Perissodactyla; Rhinocerotidae
Product: sperm-associated acrosin inhibitor-like
Molecular function (GO): protein binding
Source: RefSeq, a predicted model, not a curated record
UUAUUACCUUCCUCCUUCCCCAUACAUCUGGGUACAUCAGAUCAAACUAUCCCGAAGCUCCUCCAGAGGGAAUAUCUAUUGAUAAUUACUUGUGAGGCAUCUCUCCCGAGUUACUUGACAGCCUCCAGGUGGAACACAGAAUACCUCCGUAUCUUAUCUGCUGUGAGCCAUCUCUCUUACCCCCAUAAAGCUCUUCACCAACAGAUCCAUAAAGGAAACUCCUCAGCUGGGUGGAAGUAGUUGGGAAGAAGAGGUGAACAAAGUCAGCACAGCCUGUAGAGGUAUAGACAUCGCUCUCCACUGCCUUCUCCGUGUCAGACUUGACAAAAUGUCUUUCUUCUCAUCAUGGAUGAAAGCUAUUUUCAUCAUUGCUUUGCUAUUUCCCCUAUAUUCUGAAACUUCUUUUUUACCGUCAGCAAACUUGCAAAGAACACCGCCGGACUGUAACGUGUAUAAAGAUCGAUUACCUUUUUGCACCAGAGAAUGGAAUCCAAUCUGCGCAACCAACGGCCAAACUUAUCCCAAUCCAUGCGUUUUCUGCAGUCAAAAGUCAGAUUUUAGUGGAAAAUUUGAUUUUAGUCAUUAUGGUGAAUGCUAACUUUGCCAGAGCUACACAUGCCUGUGUCUCCUAUUGCAAGCCUAUUUUGUGGUGGAUUCUACAAGCAAUUGGAGUCUUCUCAGUCAGAGCUUUAAAUUCCCAGAUGACCAGAGAAAGCUUUCUAUGGUAUACAAGAUGGAAUACAGGAUGUUGAAGAAUUUUUCCAGUUCUAAGAGUUUGUGAUUGAAAGAUUUUUAUUCUCUAUAUUAAAUUAUCAAUGACAGUCGAAAAACUAUCUUAAUUGUAUUUGAUAAUAUAAAGCCUAAUGUAAUUUGCUAUCAUAAAUAUUUCAAUCAAUCAAUAAAUAAUAUUA